UGGAGGUUGUAGGCGGGAUUAUGGUCGUGGAACAGGAAGUUCACGCUCAACUGCAGUUAGUUUGGUGUAAAGGCCUCCGAGGAGGUGAAGAUGCCGUGUUCCUGUGGGAACUGGAGACGAUGGAUUCGGCCGCUGGUGGCUCUGCUCUAUGUUUUGUUGCUGCUAGUCGUCUUGCCCCUGUGUAUCUGGGAGGUGCAGAAGUCUGAGGUUGGCACACAUAAUAAAGCAUGGUUCAUUGCUGGGAUAUUUGUCUUCAUGACCAUACCGAUAUCAUUAUGGGGUAUUCUCCAGCAUCUGGUUCACUACACUCAGCCUGAGCUUCAGAAACCUAUCAUCAGGAUAUUAUGGAUGGUCCCGAUCUACAGCCUGGACAGUUGGAUUGCAUUGAAAUACCCCAGCAUAGCAAUUUAUGUGGACACAUGUAGAGAGUGCUAUGAAGCCUACGUCAUCUACAACUUCAUGACCUUUUUGCUUAACUACCUGGAAAAUCAGUAUCCCAGUCUGGUGUUGAUGCUGGAGGUCCAGGAGCAGCAAGGACACCUUCCUCCUCUCUGCUGUUGUCCCACGUGGCCAAUGGGAGAGGUUCUCUUGCUAAGAUGCAAACUGGGGGUGUUGCAAUACACAGUUGUAAGACCUGUUACUACAGUUAUUGCCUUGAUUUGUCAGCUGUGUGGUGUUUACGAUGAAGGGAAUUUCAGCUCAAAAAAUGCAUGGACCUACCUGGUCAUCUUCAACAAUAUGUCACAGCUGUUUGCCAUGUACUGCCUGGUGCUGUUCUACAGAGCUCUGAGAGAAGAGUUGAGUCCAAUUAAACCAGUGGGCAAAUUCCUGUGUGUCAAAAUGGUGGUGUUUGUCUCUUUCUGGCAAGCUGUGUUUAUUGCUUUACUGGUGAAAGUGGGAAUUAUCUCGGAGAAACAUACGUGGGACUGGAACAGCGUGGAAGCAGUUGCUACUGGCUUACAGGACUUUGUUAUAUGUGUGGAGAUGUUUCUGGCAGCCAUUGCCCAUCACUUCAGCUUCACCUACAAGCCUUACAUUCAGGAGGCAGAGGAGGGCUCUUGCUUUGACUCUUUCAUGGCAAUGUGGGACAUCUCUGAUGUUCGAGCAGAUAUUUCUGAACAAGUCCGCAAUGUUGGGAGAACAGUGAUGGGACGUCCUAGUAAAUCAUACUUUAGUGAGGCACACAGUGACGGCGAACGAUCCGGCCUGCUGUCGUCAGCCUCACAAGAUGCCAUCGCAGACUCAGUGACCAACCCGGCGUCACCCAAAGGUCAGUACCAAGGCAUGGGCAAAACCCUCACUCCACACUCUGUGUCAGCUCCUGCUGGACUCAGCUCAGCUCCGUGGGAUGAGGAACAUGAGGCUAUGCCCGAAGGAACUCAGGAAGGAGGAGAGACCGACCAAACCAAAGAACCAACAGAGGCCGAUCUCAUCGUUAUCACCUAGCCUGUCAUCAAGACCGACUUACGCACUGACAGGCAGGACCCAUUUACUGGCCCUGCCCUUUAUUCUUAGACAUUAAUGAUUUGACAUAAAGAAAACUGUUGUUUAAAAGGGACGAGCAGACAAAACUAAAUGGACCUCUCUGCAAGUGACAGCUGCAAGAAUGUUCAGCGGUGCUAAUAGCACAAAAACAUGUCGAUGUACAUUUGAUGCAAAUUUGUAUUGUACUAGCAAGGUAUCGCAGUCAGCAUGAUAAACUAGAAUGGUUCUCAACCGAAAAGGAUGCACGCUCAGUUUUAAUGUGCGUCUCACAGAGCAGACAUUUCUUCAUAAAAUGCCGUUAACGAGACUGUGUGGUGUUUUAGUCAUAGGAUUUACGUUUUUUUCUUAUAAAUGUUCCAGGCUACCGUAUAAUCACAUGGUCAGAUAUAACUGAUUUAGAUUUUUACUGACUUUAGAAGACCGUUUUUCUGUCGGAUGUGUGUUCAUAAGGGAAUGGAUGAUGAGCUUAUGGGAUGUGCAGUUAAGACUGUUUUAAAAGUUUCCACACUAGUGUCAAUGACCAUUUUCCGAAGGUUUAGGUCGAUGCAAUGAGUACGGUCGAAAAGCCACAUUCAGUUUGUCACCCACGUCCAGUCCUCUACUGCAAUCAGCUCACCUCAGUUUGAUAGAAGUGUAUUCACUUAUCCUCCCAGACGCCUUGUUCUUAAUGCUAUGGAACUAAUCUCUCUACUUUAGCCUUUAUUUUUCAGGCUCAGUAUUCUCUGUAACACAGAUCAACUUUGCAGCAACAAAACUCAAUCCGUUUAUUUGCAAGUCAUUUUUUUUCUCCGUUUUGCCAUCCUGAUCUACAGUAUGUGGGCGCUUACAGAUGUCAGUUAGAUGAGUUGGAAGCAUUUACUGAUACGUUUGUAAUAUCAGCAGGAUAAUCUGCAUCAUGUCUACCUACUGCAUGUUGCACUGCCUUAUGUAAUUUCAAUUUUUAUUAAAAAUGUCAAUUUAUCACA
Betta splendens (Siamese fighting fish) is the source of this 2450-nucleotide messenger RNA. It is a transcript of the gene tmem184c, whose product is annotated as transmembrane protein 184C. Gene Ontology annotation, molecular function: transporter activity. Bases 91 to 1446 code for a protein of 451 amino acids. Gene Ontology annotation, biological process: transport. The record is from RefSeq and is a predicted model, not a curated record. NCBI's taxonomy places the organism in Eukaryota, Metazoa, Chordata, Actinopteri, Anabantiformes, Osphronemidae. The transcript has 11 exons.